Molecule: messenger RNA, 1594 nt
Organism: Periconia digitata
Lineage: Eukaryota; Fungi; Ascomycota; Dothideomycetes; Pleosporales; Periconiaceae
Source: the annotation of a GenBank genome assembly
AUGUUCCAAUUCCUGGGAGUAACCAGUGGUCGAGUCUGGCCUGCACCACCUGAUAUGGUACCCGAUACAGAGUCGUACUACAAAGGAUCCAUGGCUGCCACCAUAUUCUUCUAUCUGGGUCUUUGGUCUGUAAAAGCAGCCUUCUUGGUGUUUUUUAAGCGCCUUAUCAGCGAUAUACGAUCAUUGACUAUCCACUGGUGGGUCGUCACGGUGUUCACUUUUCUCUGCCUGGUAGCAUGUUUCGCAGAUACCAACUACUGGUGUCGACUGGCACCAUUAUCGGAGAUCGUAAAGAAGUGCUCUGGAGGCCCCGAGAUCGAGAAAGUGCUUGUUGUGCUUAAGCUCAAUACCGCAUUCGACGUGAUAACAGACUUUCUGAUUAUGUCAAUACCAUUUACAAUUCUGUGGCAUGUUCGAGUUCAAGCAAAGAAAAAGCUGGCUUUACUGGGUCUUUUCUCGCUUGUCAUGAUCACGGCUCUGUUUGCUAUUCUACGCGCGGCUCUGGUCACCAAAUACUCAAGACAACCGGAACCUUCAUGGCUAUACAUCUGGACUGCCGUUGAACAUAGCAUGGCUGUCAUUGUGGCAUGCCUCGGAACCUUUCGCGGUCUCUUUGUCCACGAGGACAAGCCGUUAAUUGGGCCCGCGUAUAGUGUGAGGGAGUAUUCCCGAAAGCUGUUUGCGCGAAACAAACCAAAACAUCCCCUGGAAGAGUCUAUAUCGAUGGACGAUUCAAUUUUGUUCCCGCCACAGACCCGUUCGAUCUCGACAGGCAACUCACACGAGCCAUUUGGAUUGGUCGACUCUACUCAGAAGCAGUCAAAUUUUGUUCAUAAGCCUAUAGAGAUGCCGAAGAGAACAGGACAAGUCAAAUCAUAGAGGGAAGCAAUCGUAGCAUAGUGUAUUCAUGUAUUAUUCUCAGCUUUCUCUCAUGCUGGAAUUAGAUGCACGAUGAAACGACCUGUCUCAUUGUAGCAUACAGGCAUCAUUGAACAUUUGUUGCAAAAACUCUCAUCAUGCUUUGAACGGUGAAAUGAUGACCACACAAUCAAGUCAGUAAAGAGGCAAACAAGUGAGGAGCAGAAAAUCAGAGGGGGAGAAUAAAGCGGUACAACCCGCUGCUGGCUGUGCUUACCUACCAGGGGGCAUAUUAGCCUAACGAAAGGGUAAUCUGGGCAGCCUAUUAACGCCUCCCUUAGUCGACGCUCAACCCAGUCUUAACUGCGAAGGUCCGCGCCGCUGGAAUUUCUUGAUGCCCGUUCGCUACGCCAAGUAACGUUGCAUAGUGAAUGCCCACCCGCUGAUUGUUCGUGCGCGCAUCCCCACUCAUAUGCGUAAAGAUACGCUUGUUCGUCAUCUCGGUAAGGUACUCGAAUACGCACCAUACAUGGUAAGACAUGGGAGUGAGAUUCGAAUAAGGACAAGUGUACCCCGCCCCUGAAGACAGGCUAUAAACGAAAAUUGGUGUUCUAAUUGAAUAAUGAUUUGAAAUCAAAUCAACAAACAAAAGAGAUGUGAGAGUGGGAGUGAUCCGGAUCAAAAACAAAAACCCCCUCCUCCUCAUCCCGUACCCGCACAUCUUACCUUUCCAGCU